This is a messenger RNA of Neurospora crassa OR74A, 1851 nucleotides long. RefSeq names its product tRNA-dihydrouridine synthase 4. Gene Ontology annotation, molecular function: flavin adenine dinucleotide binding; tRNA dihydrouridine synthase activity. Bases 347 to 1531 code for a protein of 394 amino acids. Lineage: Eukaryota; Fungi; Ascomycota; Sordariomycetes; Sordariales; Sordariaceae. The record is from RefSeq and is a predicted model, not a curated record. The transcript has 4 exons. Gene Ontology annotation, biological process: tRNA processing.
CAGGUCUUCAAGUUUGAUAGCCCAAAGAAUAUUUCUACCGUUGGGUGCCUCGAAAGAUGUCACAUCCAGCGAUCUUGGAUCGCCAAGUUACCUAGAUUUCGGGAUUCGCAAAUCGUGGCCUUGUGAACGUCAAUCAAGUCAACUGCCGUGGCGGCUUUCAAAACCUCAACCCCCCACUAAGAAAGAAAAGAAAAAAAAACCAAAAAAAAGCGGGUGCUGAUCGCCCAAACACCUUCACUUGCAACUGAACUGCACCUCUUCACAGACCCUCCAGCGCAUCCACGGAAGUCGCCCACUCUCACUCUAUCCUUCCACUUGAUAUCAAGAGCUUGGGACUGUCAUCAAUAUGGAGGCCACUCCGGAAAGAUCUAACCAGGAUAUUGUUCAUCCGCUCAAGCUCUUUGAUAUUGCAAAGAGUGAAAAAAGACUUCUUUACACUUUGGCGCCCAUGGUGAGGUAUGGCAAGCUUGCCUUCCGUCAAACCGUACAUGACUAUGGUACAGAUCUUUGCUGGACGCCCAUGAUUCUUGCCAAAGAGUUCAACAGGAACCGAUUUGCCAGAGAUAGUGAUCUCACUAUCUCCACAAACGGACCUCAACCUCCAACAGUGGUACAAUUUGGUGCCAACGAUCCCCAGGAGUUAGCCCGAGCGUCUACCCUCGUAGCUCCUUACGCCGGCGGCGUGGAUCUAAACUGCGGAUGCCCUCAGUCAUGGGCGUGCGCCGAGACGCUUGGUGCCGCGCUGAUGGAAAAGCGAGAACUGGUGCGGGACAUGGUCAUUGAGACUCGAGAGUAUCUGAGACGAGAUGGAUGGGGUGUUGGGAAGGAGAGGGAUGUCGAUAACCCCAAGGGAAGGAGCGUCAGCGUCAAGAUCCGUGUUCACAAAGACUUGAGAAAAACGAUGGACUUCAUCACCACCGUCCUGGGCCCCUCGCAGGACCGCCACAUCGACUGGCUUACUAUUCACCCUCGCACUCGCCAAACCCCGUCCAGCACACCCAUCAACGUCGAAGCGCUUGAGAUCCUCACCAGCACCUUCGGCGACAAAGUCCCCAUUCUCCUCUCAGGCGACGUCUUCACCCUCAACUCUCUCCCCUUCACCUCCCCUUUGCUAGAUCCAGCCAACACACCCACCCUCACCAGCAAGUCCAUCACCACCGAUAAUGUUGAGAAAAAGAAAACACCACAAUCCCCUCUGCUUAACCUCCCCAAACUCUCCGGGCUAAUGUCCGCCCGCGCCAUCCUCGCCAACCCGGCCCUCUACGCCGGCUACGACGCAUGCCCGUGGGAGGCCGUGGAGACGUUCAUGAGCCACCUGGCACGGGCGCCGCUGCCCUUCAAGCUUGUGCAGCACCACCUCAGCGAGAUGUGUGCGCCGGGCAUGGGACCGAACAAGAAUGCCCUGCUGAGCAAGCCGGAGCGUAACGCCAUGCUGAGUUGCACGAAUAUGGUUGACUUGGUGGAUUUCUUGGAUGAGAAGGCGAGGGAGAAGGGGUAUGGAGAUGAGUUUGGGUUGAGGAGGGUGGUGUGAGUUGUGUCAACGAGUCAGGUUGGGCUUUGAAGGAGUUCAGUUGUUUAUGUAUGGAAGAUGGCAAUCCCUGAAUAGAACAAGGCAUUGAUGGGGAUUGAGCCAUGGUUAAUGUGUGAAGUCCUGUUGAUCCAUAGCUUCAUGCUUACCGAUGGGCUCAAACGAGGCCCCCAGCUGCUUAUGGGGUAGCCUGAUAUGGAGGUGAUAAAACCUACCUCUCUUAUCUUUGCCGGCAUUAAACUUGUUAGCGCGGUGAUUUGCAAGUGGCAAGAACUCUAAUUUGUGUACAAAGAUCGGCGAGUUUGACCACUUCUGAAUCCUUG